Molecule: messenger RNA, 1430 nt
Organism: Pseudoliparis swirei
Lineage: Eukaryota; Metazoa; Chordata; Actinopteri; Perciformes; Liparidae
Product: required for drug-induced death protein 1-like
Exons: 2
Coding region: 1-441 (146 amino acids)
Source: RefSeq, a predicted model, not a curated record
AUGAAGCCCAAAUCUCUUCCAUCAAGGUUGUUUGACGGAAAUUCUGAAUCAGGUGCAACUCUGAAUGCACGAGCGGCAACAUAUCAACGGCAUGUGGAUUCCCAAGAGAGUCCGUAUCCCUCUGGCCACAGUGACAGCCAGUCGGGGAGAGAGAACGACAGACUAAACGAGAGGAGCCACAGACAAGUACAUUUUGCAUUUCUGCCAGAGAGGUAUGAGCCGCUGGUGGACGAGGAGGCGCGAGUCACGGCCAAAGAAGAGAGGAAGAAAAGGAGGAAAGAAAAGUACAAAAAAGUCAAGAAGAAUGCUGGCAAGGCACUGCGCUGCACCUGGAAGUGUCUGAUGCUCGGUCUGUACAAUUUUGCCCUCGGCUACUCUACUCCAAUCACGGUGGCGGCUGCUUUUGUCCCUGACUUUCACCCGGGCAGGAACAAGGCCUGAACCCAGCCACGUGCACCUCCACUGGUGGCAAUGCAUCCAGCACUGGAGCCACACACAGUGAACCCGAGGACACUGACCAGAGAUGUUGUAUAUGUGUAGAAUGUUUUUGAAUUACAUUUUUAUAUUUGUUUGCCAUAGGCGCAACAAGGUGGUUAAUAGACCUUUUUCACAGCAGUCAUUGCUAAUCAAAGUAUUUACUCCUAUAAUAAUGAUGUUCUCAUUGUUUUGGUAAUCUAUAUUUCAUCUAUAUAUCUUAUUAUUUACAUCUGUGCUUUUCUUUCUGUGUCAUUUUGAUCUCAUCAAUUGUUGUAGCUGUAAUAAUAUUCAGUAUUACCCACUUUUUUAAAACCAGGUUUGCAGGACUAUACACAGUUAAGAUCAUAAAAUCAGAGACGGAAUUUGUCGUAAAAUUUCUCUUUACAUAGUCCCAAUGUGUAUGUCCGCAAUGUACUUCUGCAAACCUAAAUUACAUAUUGCUCACGGAUGUAUUAACCCAUGAAAAAGAUGUGCUUUUUUAAAAAUCAAUCAUCUUGCUGUUGUUUGCAUAUUUGCAGAGGGAGUAUGUGGGGAUGUGACAUCUGCAGCAGGAAAGACAUGACUGGAACAUUUGCUGUAGAUGAAGUGAAAGUUAAAGGCAAGAAACAGGGAAGUGAUCAUCAGUUAAGUAUGAAUAAAGCGAGGGUUAGGGUCACAGGCACACGGGCGGACGUUGGUCUUCCAGAUCCAGAUGAGAUUGUACAAUUUGAGUGCAAGUCAACUCCUGAGUUUUGCAACUUCAAUUGAUGGCUCUGCAACUGGUAACAUUUAUGACCUGACUGAACAUAAAAAUAACACACCUGUAAUUUCCAGAAUUUCAUUUAAUAUAAAAAGAUUCAAGCUCAUACAGAGAAAACUGAAUUGUGUGAUGGUAUUACAUAAAUUCUUAUUGCGAGUUUCUUUCAUAUGCCUUUUGUUGUCACACAAUAUUAACACACAAAAUAAAAUAGCAU